AUGACAAACCCUGAACGACCCGCUGAGCUGAAGAACGAAGAUCUGCAGCAGCUGAUCUAUGAAGACCCGAGCCAAUUUUCAUGUCAACUGGUCGCAUCCGAGCUGCUGUCCAAAAGAACCAUCAUCAGACAUCUCUACGACCUCGACAUGAGUCCAGCUGCUACUAGUGAGAGUAAUUUGUCGAGUUCACCUGGCUACGCAGGCGUAGGCAUGGCUGCUGUCACUCCUAAGACUUAUGCCAGAACACUUCUCGACAUGUACCACCCUGUCCAAACUAUGGUGGAUAAGAUGUGCAGCAGGACCAUCUAUGAGAUGCUGAAGAAGGAUCCAGGAGAGGUGGGCUGCAUAUCCCGUGCCAUCACAACGAGUGAUGGUGCAUGGCUAACCAGGGGAUCCCACAGUAAAAAUUCCUCAUUUAUCAUCAGAGAUUUUCUCACAGGUGGGUAUCUAUCAGCUGAAGGAUAUGCAGCCAGUGAAGGAUUUCGGUAUUUGAAGACUCGUGGAGUCCAUGUUGAGGUUAACUGGCAGGAUAAGGACUCCACAAGUAAGCUCAGCUUCCGAGAGGCUUACCCCGACGAAGCAUUAUCCAAAAUCAUGAUUUGUGGAGGCCAUGCAGCUCGAUCGCAUACCAACGUCCUCCAAAAAUAUGCUGGUCAAAAGACAGUCACGAAAGCCUUUGCCGACAACCACAAAUCUCUCUUCCCCAAGUUGGUUCUUGAGGCCCAAAAGAGUGAAUCCAAGAAGAAGUAUCGCGUGAGGAUGAAGAAGGCGCGUUUAGAGGAAAAUGAUGAGAGGAAGCGUUGGAUGAAGACCCAGGCAUUCACUCACGAUUAUGGCAGUGCAGAGGACGAAAGUGAAGAAGAAGUAGAAAUUGAAGAACUAGGGGAGGAGAUAGGAGCAUGCAACGAGGCUAUCCUUUUCACAUCGAAUCUUCUUGUAACAGCUACAAAAGAAGUCUAG
Messenger RNA from Darwinula stevensoni, 960 nucleotides. The record is from the annotation of a GenBank genome assembly. Lineage: Eukaryota; Metazoa; Arthropoda; Ostracoda; Podocopida; Darwinulidae.